GGUAAAAAAAAUAAAGAGAGGAGAAUCUAUGGAGAUGGGUGCAGGUAGCAGUUCUAGAGCCAGGCCAAAGAGGAAGAAGGGUAUCAAAAAAACGGAGGUCAUCAGUUAUGAACAAAGCGUGGUGCAAUUGUCGAAAGAAGGGAGAAAGACAUAUAUGAUUGUGGAGAAAAAACGUAAAAGGCCAAUGAACACAAUUCAUGGAGCUUACUCAGCCGUCUUUGAUAACACAUAUCCUCAAUACAACUGGCUUUACAAUGGCUGGCUCGUCGAGGAGCGUCGCAUCAUGCUGUCUGGCCGACUUUACCGGUACUAUUACGAUCCAAAGGGGAAAGAGUACAAAUUCAGGUACCAAGUGGAGCAGGUUCUCACAAGCAUUGGAAAGCAUCUGGCUAUUAAGAAGCCAGUGGUCAUCGUCCUCGACGACUAAUGAUCUGCUCUUUGUGAAUGCUCUUUUGUACCUUGGACAAAAGGAAAUUUACCUGUCUUAAAUUUGUGUUUUUAAUUUGAGGACCACAAUAUUUAAGCUUUCUUGGAUGUUAUUUGAUUAAGGAUUCACUGAGUUGUUAUUUCAAUUAUUUGCAAAAACUGAUUUUAAGUGACAAGUUUAACAUCU
Messenger RNA from Brassica oleracea var. oleracea, 613 nucleotides. RefSeq lists its product as uncharacterized. The coding region runs from base 29 to 427 and encodes 132 amino acids. Lineage: Eukaryota; Viridiplantae; Streptophyta; Magnoliopsida; Brassicales; Brassicaceae. The transcript has 2 exons. The record is from RefSeq and is a predicted model, not a curated record.